Messenger RNA from Pangasianodon hypophthalmus (striped catfish), 8637 nucleotides. RefSeq names its product acetyl-CoA carboxylase beta (gene acacb). Gene Ontology annotation, molecular function: acetyl-CoA carboxylase activity; metal ion binding; ATP binding. The transcript has 55 exons. The record is from RefSeq and is a predicted model, not a curated record. Bases 279 to 7376 code for a protein of 2365 amino acids. Lineage: Eukaryota; Metazoa; Chordata; Actinopteri; Siluriformes; Pangasiidae. Gene Ontology annotation, biological process: fatty acid biosynthetic process.
ACAGUGAGGGUGAGUGAUUUGGGAUGCGCCCCUGUACAGUGUGUAUAUCUGAUUUGGGACGCGGCCCUGUAGCUGUGUUUCUCUCAGGAUGCAGGGAGUUUGAACGGUUUGUUUUCUCUGCACUGGUGUGAGUUUAUCAGCUUCACGCCGAGCAGCAGGUCGCUGGGAUGAUGAAUCAAGUCUCCUGAUCCUGACAGAGGUAUUUUCAGUGCUGCUGAUGGCGUGAGAGCUGAAGUUCUCUAUUUUCUCCUCCUGGAAGCUUCGUCAGAUCUGCACCGAUGGAUCACAGGUCGCAGUCUCCAUCAUCUGAGAAUAAGGAAAACCCUCAAGCUGUUACUCACAAUCCAUCUGACCAAGCGUCCAGAGAAUCAGAUCACGCAGGAACUCUGUCCGCUUCCUGUGAGUCGUCAGGGCGCAGGUUCAGGUCGGUCGAGGAAGCUCGGGAGAAGCUCAAGUUCAUCCUGGGUGCGUCAGAAGACAACUCGUCCGACGAUGAGGCUUCCACUUCGGCCAAAUCCCACAUCAGAAGAGGGAGCGACGCACCUGAGGCCACCUUACAGGACACGGGCGCGUCCCAAACCACAAGCAUGAGGCCUAGCAUGUCUGGUCUUCACCUGAUGAAGAAAGGUCGUGAGCAGAGAAGGAUGGACGUACCUCGAGAUUUCACUGUGGCCUCUCCGGCCGAGUUCGUCAAGCGAUUCGGAGGAACCCGCAUCAUAGAAAAGGUGCUGAUCGCCAAUAACGGCAUUGCAGCAGUGAAAUGCAUGCGCUCUAUUCGCCGCUGGUCCUACGAAAUGUUCCGCAACGAGAGAACCAUCCGCUUCGUAGUGAUGGUGACGCCUGAGGAUCUGAAAGCUAACGCGGAGUACAUUAAAAUGGCGGAUCACUACGUGCCGGUUCCUGGUGGGCCGAACAACAAUAACUACGCCAACGUGGAGAUGAUCGUGGACAUCGCAAAGAGAAUUCCAGUACAGGCAGUGUGGGCCGGCUGGGGUCACGCGUCGGAAAACCCAAAGCUGCCGGAGCUGCUCCAUAAAGCGGGAAUUUCAUUUUUAGGGCCGUCCAGUAAAGCCAUGUGGGCUCUGGGAGAUAAAGUGGCGUCUUCCAUUGUAGCUCAGACUGCAGGAAUCCCCACUUUACCCUGGUCUGGAUCUGGACUGAAGGUAGUGUGGGGAGAGGAAGAACAGAGACUGGGUCAUGUGAUCAGCGUCCCGCCGGAGCUCUACGCCAAAGGCUGCGUUAGAGAUGUGGACGAAGGCCUCGCUGGUGCAGAGAAGAUUGGCUAUCCUGUAGUGAUCAAGGCGUCAGAGGGCGGAGGAGGGAAAGGGAUCAGGAAAGUGGACAGUGCUGAAGAUUUCCCCAGCUUUUUCAGACAGGUCCAGGUGGAGGUGCCCGGCUCGCCCAUCUUCAUCAUGCAGCUAGCUCAGCACGCACGCCACCAGGAGGUGCAGAUCCUGGCAGACGAGUACGGAAACGCCAUCUCUCUGUUCGGAAGGGACUGCUCCAUCCAGCGCCGCCACCAGAAGAUCAUCGAGGAGGCUCCAGCCACCAUCGCCUCAGCCUCCACCUUCCAGCAGAUGGAGAGGUAUGCCGUGCGCAUGGCUAAGAUGGUGGGCUAUGUGAGUGCUGGAACAGUAGAGUACCUGUUUUCAGAGGACGGUAGUUUCCACUUCCUGGAGUUAAACCCCAGACUGCAGGUGGAGCAUCCGUGCACAGAAAUGAUUGCAGACGUUAAUCUCCCAGCUGCCCAACUACAGAUAGCGAUGGGGAUCCCUCUGCACAGGAUGAAGGAAAUCCGUGUGCUGUAUGGAGAGUCUCCAUGGGAUGAUGCUCCCAUUAAUUUUGAGGAUCCGGAGUGUGUCCCCUGUCCUCGAGGACACGUCAUCGCCGCUCGCAUCACCAGCGAGAACCCGGAUGAAGGCUUUAAGCCGAGCUCGGGCACGGUGCAGGAGCUGAAUUUCCGCAGCAGUAAGAACGUGUGGGGCUACUUCAGCGUGGGGGCCACAGGGGGGCUGCACGAGUUCGCCGACUCGCAGUUCGGACACUGUUUCUCCUGGGGAGAGAACCGAGAGGAGGCCAUCUCUAACAUGGUGGUGGCCAUGAAGGAGCUGUCUAUCCGGGGAGAUUUCAGGACCACAGUGGAGUAUCUGAUAAAGCUGCUGGAGACGGAGAGCUUCAGGAACAAUGACAUUGACACGAGCUGGCUGGACCACCUGAUUGCCGAGAAAGUGCAGGCAGAGAGGCCGGACACCAUGCUGGGGGUGGUGUGUGGAGCUCUGAACGUAGCCGAUGCCAGUUUCAGGAAAAGCAUGUCUGACUUUCUGCACUCUCUUGAGAGAGGUCAGGUGUUACCUGCUGCCAGUCUGGUGAACACCGUGGAAGUGGAUCUGAUCUACGAGGGGAUUAAAUACUGUCUCAAGGUGGCCCGUCAGUCUCCCACCACCUACGUGAUCAUAAUGAACGGCUCGGACAUUGAGAUCGACGUACACAGGCUGAGCGAUGGUGGCCUUCUCCUCUCCUACAGCGGCAGCAGCUACACCACCUACAUGAAGGAGGAAGUCGACAGUUUCCGGAUCACUGUGGGCAAUAAGACGUGUGUGUUUGAGAAGGAGCGAGACCCCACAGUGCUGCGUUCACCCUCCGCUGGUAAACUGCUGCAGUACAUAGUGGAGGAUGGAGGACACGUGAUGGCAGGAUAUCCGUACGCCGAGAUCGAGGUGAUGAAAAUGGUGAUGACGCUGAGUGUGCAGGAAUCAGGCUGUGUUCACUUUGUUAAGCGACCUGGAGCCGUGUUAGAGCCCGGCUGUGUGGUGGCUCAUAUCGCCCUGGACGACCCGAGCACCGUUUACCCGGUGCAGCUGAACACACAGCCAUUACCUCCGCAGGAGCCGCUGCCGAUAGUGGGGGAGAAACUGCACCAGGUCUUCCACAGCAUGCUGGAGAACCUGAUGAAGGUCAUGGAUGGAUACUGCCUCUCUGAGCCCUACUUUAGCAGCAGACUGAAUAAGUGGGUGGACUCUCUGAUGCGGACGCUGCGUGACCCCUCGCUCCCGCUGCUGGAGCUGCAGGACAUCAUGACCAGCGUCUCAGGUCGUAUCCCCAUCACAGUGGAGAAGGUCAUCCGCAAGGUCAUGGCCCAGUACGCCAGCAACAUCACCUCCGUUCUCUGCCAGUUCCCCAGCCAGAGGAUUGCGAAUAUCCUGGACAGUCAUGCAGCCACACUGCAGAGGAAAGCAGACCGUGAGGUUUUCUUCAUGAACACUCAGAGCAUCGUGCAGCUCGUGCAGAGGUAUCGUAGUGGUAUUCGAGGCUAUAUGAAGGCCGUAGUGUUGGACCUGCUGCGGCGUUACCUGCAGGUGGAGAUACAGUUCCAGCAGGGCACGUAUGAUAAGUGUGUGAUAAACCUGCGAGAGCAGUACAAGCCUGACAUGACCCCUGUGCUCGAGCACAUCUUCUCCCAUGCUCAGGUCUCCAAGAAGAACGUCCUCGUCUCCAUGCUCAUAGAUCAGCUGUGUGGGCGGGACCCGAUGCUAACGGACGACGUGGUGGUCGUCCUGAACGAGUUCACGCAGCUCAGUAAGAUGGAGAACUCGAAGGUCGCGCUGUGUGCCAGACAGGCUCUAAUUGCGUCCCAUUUGCCCUCGUAUGAAGUGAGACACAACCAGGUGGAGUCCAUCUUCCUGUCUGCUAUAGACAUGUACGGCCACCAGUUCUGCCCCGAGAACCUCAAGAAACUCAUCCUGUCUGAGACGUCUAUCUUUGAUGUUUUGCCCAGCUUCUUCUACCACAAUAACCGCGUGGUGUGCAUGGCUGCAUUAGAGGUGUAUGUGAGGAGGGGUUAUAUAGCCUACGAGCUGAACAGUCUGCAGCACCACCAGAUGAAGGAUGGCACGUGUGCUGUGCACUUUCAGUUCAUGCUCCCUUCAUCCCACCCCAACAGAGAGCCAUACAUCAGAGUGAGUCACUCCAUUCCCAAACCCACAGGGAGCAGUCCCACGCUGAACAGGUUGCCAGUGAGCGGGUCGGGGCAGUUUGAUUCAAUGCAGCGUCAGGGCAGUGAGCUCUUCCUGGAGGGGGCGUUAUCUCCUCCCUGUCAGAGGAUGGGAGCCAUGGUGGCCUUCCAGUGCUUUGAUGACUUCAAAAGGUGUUUUGAUGAGGUCAUUUCCUGUUUCGCUGACCCCAUGUGUGAGAGCACACUGUUCUCUGAGACUGUUUAUGACGAAGAGAGCAUUAAAAACAUGAGGGAGAAUCCCAUCCACAUCAUUAACGUCUCCAUCAAAUCAGCCGACACUGAGGACGACGACGCUUUAGUUACGGCGUUCAGCGACUUCGCUCAGUCUAAAAAAGCUGUACUGUACGAAUACGGAAUCAGGAGAAUCACCUUCCUGGUGGCACAGAAAAGGGAAUUUCCUAAAUUUUUCACAUUCCGAGCCAGAGAUGAGUUCCAGGAGGAUCAGAUCUACCGGAACCUGGAACCGGCUCUGGCCUUCCAGCUGGAGCUGAACCGCAUGAGGAACUUCGCCCUGACCGCUGUACCCUGCGCUAACCACAAGAUGCACCUGUACCUGGGUGCUGCCCGUGUCGAGGAGGGCACUGAGGUCACCGACUACCGCUUCUUCAUCAGAGCCAUCAUCCGCCACUCCGACCUCAUCACCAAGGAGGCAUCGUUUGAGUACCUUCAGAACGAAGGUGAGCGUUUGCUCCUGGAGGCGAUGGAUGAGCUGGAGGUGGCCUUCAGCAACACGCACACACGCACAGACUGCAACCACAUCUUCCUCAACUUCGUCCCCACCGUCAUCAUGGAUCCCAUUAAGAUUGAGGAGUCGGUGCGCUCCAUGGUGAUGCGUUACGGCCGGCGUCUGUGGAAGCUCCGAGUGCUGCAGGCUGAGCUCAAGAUCAACAUACGCCUCACACCGAACGGCAACACCGUCCCCAUCCGCCUGUUCCUCACCAACGAGAACGGCUACUACCUCGACAUCAGCCUGUAUGAGGAGGUCACAGACACGGCAUCAGGCCAGAUCAUGUUCAAGUCGUACACAGAGAAGCACGGCCCCCUGCACGGCAUGCUCAUUAACACGCCGUACGUCACCAAAGACCUGCUGCAGGCCAAGCGCUUCCAGGCCCAGAGCCUCGGCACCACGUACGUCUACGACUUCCCCGAGAUGUUCCGCCAGGCUCUGUUUAAGCUGUGGGGUCCUGGGGAUAAGUACCCGAAAGAUGUUCUGCUGUGUAACGAGCUGGUGCUGGAUCCUCAGGGCCGACUCGUGCAGAUGAACCGACUGCCCGGAGACAACGAGGUGGGCAUGGUGGCGUUCCGCAUGAAGAUGAAGACCCCUGAGUACCCUGAGGGGCGUGACAUCAUCGUGAUCUGUAAUGACAUCACGUAUAAGAUCGGCUCGUUCGGGCCUCAGGAGGACCUGCUGUUCCUGCGGGCGUCGGAGCUAGCGCGAGCCGAGGGAAUUCCCCGCAUUUACAUCGCCGCUAACAGUGGGGCUCGCAUCGGCCUCGCCGAGGAGAUCAAACACAUGUUCCAGGUGGCCUGGAUCGAUCCAGCCGACCCCUACAAGGGAUUUAAGUAUUUAUAUUUAACACCUCAGGACUACACUCGCAUCAGCUCAACCAACUCCAUCCACUGCCGCCAUGUGGAGGAGGGAGGAGAGUCCAGGUACAUCAUCACUGACAUCAUUGGGAAGGAGGAUGGGCUUGGUGUAGAGAACCUCAGAGGUUCUGGGAUGAUUGCGGGCGAGUCGUCACAGGCGUAUGAGGAGAUCGUCACUAUCAGUAUGGUGACGUGUCGGGCGAUAGGCAUCGGAGCGUACCUGGUUCGACUCGGACAGAGAGUGAUCCAAGUGGAAAACUCUCACAUCAUCCUGACUGGAGCAGGAGCACUAAACAAGGUUCUUGGUCGUGAGGUUUACACCUCCAACAACCAGCUGGGCGGCGUGCAGAUCAUGUACAACAAUGGAGUCACACACACCACGGUGCCGGACGACUUUGAGGGUGUUUUCACCAUCCUGCAGUGGCUCUCCUACAUGCCAAAGAAUAAGCUCAGUCCUGCACCUCUGAUGCCCCCUACUGAUCCAGUGGAAAGAGAGAUUGAUUUUAUCCCUACCAAGGCUCCCUACGACCCUCGCUGGAUGCUCUCCGGACGUCCUCAUCCCAGCGUGAGGGGGGCGUGGCAGAGUGGGUUUUUCGACCAUGGCACCUUCAUGGAGGUGAUGUCCACCUGGGCUCAGACUGUGGUGGUGGGCAGGGCUAGGCUGGGAGGGAUUCCACUCGGGGUCAUCGCUGUGGAAACACGGACCGUUGAGGUCACGAUCCCAGCAGAUCCGGCCAAUCUGGACUCAGAGGCGAGGAUCGUGCAGCAGGCGGGGCAGGUGUGGUUCCCGGACUCGGCUUAUAAAACCGCUCAGGCCAUGAAGGACUUUAACAGAGAGAAACUUCCACUCAUGGUGUUUGCCAACUGGAGAGGCUUCUCUGGCGGCAUGAAAGACAUGUAUGACCAGGUGCUAAAGUUUGGUGCAUACAUCGUGGAUGCCCUGAGGGAGUUCCAUCAGCCCGUGUUGGUCUACAUCCCCCCACAUGCUGAGUUGAGAGGAGGAUCAUGGGUAGUGAUCGACCCCACCAUCAAUCCACAGUACAUGGAGCUCUAUGCUGACAGGGAGAGCAGGGGAGGUGUGUUAGAGCCAGAGGGCACGGUGGAGAUUAAGUUCAGAAGGAAGGAUCUGCUGAAGACCAUGAGGAGGAUCGACCCUGAGUACUCCCGACUGGCCCAGCAGCUCAGUUCUCCAGAUUUAUCGGAGAAGGAGCGCAGUGAUGUGGAGGCUCAGCUCACAGACAGAGAGGAGUUUCUGCUGCCCAUCUACCACCAGGUGGCCAUACAGUUCGUCGACCUCCACGACACACCCGGGAGGAUGCAGGAGAAAGGAGUUAUCACGGAUAUCUUGGAGUGGAAGAAUGCUCGGUCGUUUUUUUACUGGCGUCUGCGGCGCCUCCUGCUGGAGGAGAAGGUGAAGAGUGAAAUCGUGCAGGCCAACAGAGACCUGAGCAACGGCCAUAUAAAGUCCAUGCUGCGCCGCUGGUUCAUCGAGACUGAGGGAACUGUCAAAGCUUACCUGUGGGACAAUAAUAAAGCGGUGGUCGAGUGGCUGGAGAAACACCUGUCACAGCAGGAGGGGCUGCGGUCAGUCAUCAGAGAAAACAUCAAAUACCUGAAGAGGGACUACGCCCUUAAACACAUCCGCAGUCUCAUGGAGGCGAAUCCAGAAGUAGCGAUGGACUGCAUCAUCCACAUGGCUCAGAACAUCACUCCAUCUCAGAGAGCCAAAGUUUCCCACCUGCUGGCCACCAUGGACAACUCGACCAACACCGGCUAACACUGUAACACACAAUAACACACCAGUCAGCUCAGUGCCAGUGUCAGUGGGCAUUCGUUAGCAUCAGUGGGCAUUCUGGCUGCCUGCGCUUACGUAGGUAAGAAUCAGGUAAGAAAGUAAAAGUUUCGUGAAAAGAACAACUAUGUUUUCUAUAUUGUUGUGUCUGUAAGGAUCAGAGUGACUCCACACAAAGCAUACACACACACACACACACAUAACGUGCAAAGCCAUGUGAGGGCACUUCAGUUCAGUGUGCACAUAUUGGGCAUUUCACAUUAAAAACAUUGUGAAAUAUGUUAUUGUUGUCUAACUAUUCCUGUAAGUGUUUAAAUUCACAAUAUCCUACACCAGUGUUGCCUUGAAAUGAACGCACAAAACCAAGCACCUCCACUUCUUUCCAUAAGCUCUGUCUGCCUUUCACGUUUUGCACGCUGUAAUUAUCAUUACGACUAUUUCAGUAUACAUGUUGUAAAGCUUUAGACCCGGGGUGGCACAUUCAGUUCUGCAGAGCCUCAGCAGUGCCGAGUUCAGUCCUUAUUAACGCACAGAGCCUCAGCAGGAUGAAAGCUGAACUCUGCAGUGCUUUCGGGUUCCACACCCGUGUCUUUCACCUCUAGUGUGAAUGAAUGUACCAUAUCAAGCUUUAUGCUAAAAGAUUAGUAUAUUGUAGGUGGUGUGUUUGUUUUAAGACGCACACAUGCACACGCACAUACGCACAAUUCCAAACAUGGUGUUCAUUCAGGGAAACUGUGCUGGCAUGCCAAAGAAACAAACUGCUUUUAUGUAGUUUUUAAUGUAAGUUGCAGUAUUAUGAGGAGAACCACUGAACCUGUGUGAACCAUUUCUAGGUUUUUAAUGUGUAUAUAUUUGUGAACCAACUCAGGUUUAGUCAUUUUUUAAAAAAAUGUAUAAAUGUAUUUUAAAAACAAACCUGCCAGUAUAUGCCUUUUAGCUCAUUUCAUCGGGGAAAAAAAAAUCCCUAGCUGCUGGGUAAAGCAUUUCAAGGAAGAUCUGAGUGUCAUGUAUAUCACACGGUUAGCGUUUACACUGAGAACAGUAGUGAAUGCUAUAGUUAAACGUAAGCUUUAUAAUAAUGCUGGUUGUUUCACUACUAGUCGAGAUUGAGAGAAAACAUCAGUAGUGAUUUUGGAAAAUGUUUUUAAUAAAGUGCCUGAAUUUCGCUGUCUAUCAGGAUGUUUUUAAAAAGAUGACUGCUGUAUGAUGUAUGCCUCAAAUAAAAUGGCCUAAACGUUCCCACACA